AUGUCGUGGACUCAAAGAGCUAAUCCUUAUGAUGCGUUUGCCCAAGAGGCCACUCAGACACCACUUGCAGUCGCCUUUCCACAAUGGAUGCUCAAUAUUUGGGAAAUAACCCAUGAUCAUCCUGAAGGCCGCUGGUACCUAGAGCCUAACGCUCGUUGUCUGCGACAAAAGGCAAGCUUGAGGAUCGUUUUCGCUCCUCUUGACCUUCCCCGUCGCGAUGCCCUCUCACAAUGCAUAGAGCUCUUUAACAUCCUUAACAUCCCCAGCGAAUUCACCAAAGAGCGUCUGCAAUCCGUCAGCCACAGCUUCGGUAGAGCCACCGACAAGAACGGCUCCAGCACCUGGUUUCACUUCCUCUGCAAGAACAUUGACGUGAAGCAAGCCCCUGGCAGCUCGCCAGAGGUCGACAACCGCGCCGCGACAAUGGGCUACCACGUCUCCAACCUCCCGCAGGCGGACUACAGCUGGCAUCGUGCUGGGUUCUUCCUCAGGGUUGAGAAUGGCGGGGGUACGACGCUAGUUUGCUUUGGGGCUUCGCCGAGGGUGAGGCUGAGGAUUAAUGAGUUUGUCGCUGCGAAGGCGUGGCAGCAUGUUGCGACAGAUCCGUACAUUUUGUUUGAUCUGGUUUUUGAUGCGCUGUACUUUGAGGUGGAUGACACUGUCUGGAAGAUGAACAGUGCUUUUGGUCCCUUGGAGCAUCUGAUCCUAGAGUAUUCCAACUCCAAGAACAUCCGCAAGAUGAGUUCAAAGAUUCCAUUCUCUGCCAUGCACAACUGCGCCAAGCACAUCAUUCAUAUUGCCGAAGCAAUAGAAUCGUGUAUCUUGCUUGUCGAUGGAACUCUCCACAACGUUGGCAACCAUCAACUCGUAGAGCAAGCUACACCUCGAGAGCCUGUUCUCAAACAACUGCGCGAAACUCUCCAGUACCGUCGCUCGCUCUUUGUGUCCAGCCAGCUCCGUCUCAACAGUCUCCAGAAGCGCAUCGACAAUGCCAUCACGCUGUCUUUCAACCUGGUCACGCAGCAGGACUCAAUGGUGAUGAUCCAGGACUCGAAUUCCAUGAAGGUCAUUGCAGCCAUCACAAUGAUCUUCCUGCCCACGACGGGUGUUGCUACCGUCGUUGGGUCGCAACUGUUUUCAUCAGAGGUUCACAAGGACGGAACGACGUGGGACGUCAAGCUCACGCCGUUAUUCUGGACUAUGUGGUGGAUUUCUAUCCCGCUGACUAUCUUCGUGGUGUUGCUGGCUAUGAUCUGGCAUUGGUGGGUGCAUACCGAGUCUCCCACGGGUGAGGUGGUAGAGGUGGUUAAGAGGGCGGCGACGUUUAGUUCAUCUGGAACAAGGACGCCUCCGAGUGACAAAUGA
Molecule: messenger RNA, 1365 nt
Organism: Fusarium sp. VM40
Lineage: Eukaryota; Fungi; Ascomycota; Sordariomycetes; Hypocreales; Nectriaceae
Source: the annotation of a GenBank genome assembly